CGCGGAGGGGUUCGGCGCUCGUGCGGAGCUGCGGCGGGGCUUUUGGCUGCGCGAGCUCUGUGCGUUUCCGCUCGGCCCCUCCCUCUCCCCCUCCGUGUGUCCGCGCGCGCCUCCCUGCUCGAGACUCGGGGCACCGCGGCGGCCUGCAGGAGAGAAACACACACACACACACACCGAGAGAGGGAGAGAGAGAGAGAGAGAGAGAAACGGGGACAAAGCCAGAGGCCGCGGUGAUUUACACCGUGAGUGUGUUCUGCAUGGAUAGCAGUGUGUUACUGGGACGUCCGUGUGCUGAAGAACGACAGGAAUCUCUGGUGUUUCUACAUGAUUGAUGACUUACAGCUGGUCCCCGAUUGGCCGUUUUUGUUGUUGCAGUUUGGUAGCGAGGCCAAUGAGGAUUAAGGACGAUGGACGACAGCGUGACGAGACUCGCUCUCCGUUCCCAAGAGCCGAAAAUCAUCCUGCACGGCUCCGAUGAUGGAGGGAUGUGCGGGGAGGAGUACGUCGUGGAGCUCCAGGAGACAGUGCUGCUCUCGGACGGAGAGAACGAUGCAGAGAACGACGGCGUGGCCGUGCGGAGUUUCUCCUCCGACGAGCUCGUCAUCCAGGACGCUGUGGAAGAUGUGGUCGCCGAGGACGACGAGGGUGUCGCCGUGGAGACGUGCGUGAUGUCACUGGAGGGUGAGGAAGAUGAGGAGGAUGGAGUGACGGUGGCGGAGGAGGAGCUGGUGGAGGAGAGGGAGAACGAGCUGCACUCAUCUGGAGAUUACCUCAUGAUCUCCUUGGAUGAGGAUGGGAAGAUGGUGUCGGCUGAUGGAGAGGAAGUGACAGUUGAGGGACCGUUGGAUGACCAGGAAGUGGAGAAAGAUGAGGACGGACAGGAAGUCAUUAAAGUUUACAUCUUUAAAGCUGACUCUGGGGACGACGAGCUGGGUGAAGGUGAUUCGGACUCGGUGUGUAAGCCCCUGAGGGAAAAGAUGCUGUACAUGUCAGUGAGCGAUGGCCAUCACACUCACACUGAUGGCGGUUCUAAGCUCUCAGAUGAGGUGUAUAUGGAGGUGGUGGUUGGGGGAGAAGAGCCGGUGUGUAACGACAGAUCGUACGAGAGCAAAGAGUUCAUGCCUGUGAACUGGACUGCUUCUUAUGACGACUCAGAGUGCUGUGAGAACAGAAAUGGUGCAGCGAGUGCAGUUCUGCACAUUGAUGAAUCCGAGAUGCCGCACACACUGAAACAACAACAUGGCAAAACACACAGACGGGCCGAGCACAGACAGGUGCAGACAGCGAUCAUCAUCGGGCCGUACGGUCAGCCCCUCACAGUGUAUCCCUGCUUCUUGUGUGGGAAGAAGUUUAAAUCUCGGGGUUUCCUGAAGCGUCACACUCGGAACCACCACCAGGACAUCCUGAGCCGUAAGAAGUACCAGUGCACCGACUGCGACUUCACCACCAACAAAAAGUCCAGCUUCCACAGUCACAUGGAGGAGCACACGCAGCACACACAACACACACACACACUCAGCACCAAGGCUCCGUUCGAGUCAGAAAAUCUGAAAGAUUUCCACCAGCAGCCGCCGCUCUUCUCCAAUCGCCUCCAACCGCAGCAGAAAACAAAGAUGGCCGCCCUUCCUGCAAAGAAGACACACAAGUGCAAGUUCUGCGAGUACGAGACGGCGGAGCAGGGUCUGCUAAACCGCCACCUGCUGGCCGUUCACAGUAAAAACUUCCCUCACGUGUGUGUCGAGUGCGGAAAAGGCUUCAGGCAUCCGUCCGAGCUACGGAAGCACACGCGCACGCACACGGGCGAGAAGCCGUACUCCUGCUCACACUGUAGCUACAAAUCCGCCGAUUCGUCCAACCUGAAGACGCACAUGAAGACCAAACACAGCCGUGAGGAAGAAGACGAGGACACGGUGGCGGUUUCGGCGCCUCACGCGGAGCAGCUCACGGAAAACCUGACGGAGACGCCGCAGGACCACGACCCUGAAUGCGAUCACGAGGACGACGACAACGACGAGGCUCGAGGUCAUCGGUGCGACCUUUGUGAUCAUCGCAGCUCCAAUUCCAGCGACCUGAAGCGUCACGUCAUCUCCGUCCACACGAAAGACUACCCUCACAAGUGCGACGUCUGCGGUAAGGGGUUCCAUCGACCUUCAGAGCUCAAGAAGCACUCCGUAUCCCACAAGGCCAAGCGGCCGCAUCAGUGCCGCCACUGCAGCUUUAAGACUGCUGAUCCGUUUGUGCUGAGUCGACACAUUUUAUCCGUUCACACUAAAGAACAGCAGCAGCAGGAGACGCAACAGAACGCGACAGAACAGCAAGAAGAACAACCGGCGCCUUCGUUACAGAUGCAGGAGCGAAGUCCGCCCAAGAAGACGAUCGGGGCGGCGCAGCUGGCUCUGGGCGGAGCUCCCAUCAUUAAAAAGGUGAUAGGUGCCAAGGGACCAAGGGAACGCCGCGUGUAUCAGUGUCAGUACUGUGACUAUAGCACUGGAGACGCCUCGGGAUUCAAACGCCACGUCAUUUCCAUCCACACCAAGGAUUAUCCACAUCGUUGCCAGUUCUGCUCCAAGGGCUUCCGGAGACCGUCGGAGAAAAACCAACACAUCAUGCGCCAUCACAAAGACAUGAUGCCGAGUGAGUGAUUCAGUGAGUCGGAGAUUCAGUGAUUCAUUGAUUCAGCGUCUCAUUCAGUAAUUCACUGGGUCGGCAGUGGAAGUCCGUGAGUCAGCUGGCGAUGCAGUGGUUCAUGGGAUUUUAAAUAAUUUGAAGAGUCAGCACUUCAAUGAUUCAUUGAGUCUGAGAUUCAGUGGUUCAUUGAGCCGGUGAUCCAGUGAUUAAAUGAUUUGGUUAAUCAAUGAUUCAGUGAGUCGUGAGUCACUGAGUGAACACUUUGUCCCUGACUUUCUCACUCCGCCUCCACGAUCAUAUGAGCAACAUUGGCUCGUUAUUUACAUCACGCAGUCACAUGACUUCCACAGAUGAUGGGAAGGCCUUUUGUCUUUGUGUGUGUGAAUGUGUGUGUGUGUGUGUGUGUGUGCAUAGAUGCCAUAUUUAUAAUUACAGUUUACAAUAUUAUCACCGUGUCACGUUAAGAAAAACAUCCCUAAAGAAUCACACCCCAGUCCCUCCGAAUGCCCUGUUGUUCAUCCUGUCAGUGGAAUUAUGGGAUGUCGCAGAGUGUGUCCAUGAUAAUAGAGUGCAAUAAAACAUGAUAACGUGUUGUAGAGAUGAACAUCAGCACACGGGCCAAGGCAGGACAGGAUCACCGGCGGGGGUCCAGUCCUCAGUCUGUCUUUUAAUUUUAGAUUGUUUUAUCUGAAAGAGUUUUUUAGACUGAAUGUGAACAAAACGUUUCACUUUAUUAAGAAAAUUGUCAUUUUUAAUUCUGAGCACCACUGUACAGAGCAGAUGGCGAUCAUGAGGGAGAGACGCUGCCUUUACACACACACACACACACACACAGGAUUUACAGCACUGAAUCAUUUACAUACUUACUCUGACACUGAGCUGAACUUUUGUACGGCAACGUGUUAGCAGUAAAAACACACACACACACACACACACACUCGUACGCUCUAGCUGCACUUUUGUGAAAACAGUGUGUACGAUUCAUCCAGUUUGUUUCCUUCAUCCACAACAAAACCAUUUCUGUUUGAUCUGACAACUCAGUUGUGGUUUUAUGUGUGUGUGUGUGUGUGUGUGUGUGUGUGUGUGUGUGCUGUUUAUAUUUUUAACCUGUGUUUUGGCGGGACUUCAUUACCAUGCUGAUGGUACCAGGCUGGUUUGUUAUGGAGAAAAGCUAGUCAUGUGACUUGGUUACGCUAACAGCUGGGUGUCAUUCACUUAGCGUGGUCAUGCUAGUACGGUUAAUGCUAGUAUGUGUGUGGCUGAAUCGUACGUGUGUGUGAGGAUGAUGCCCAGUUGUGAGCACUCUAGUACAUUCUUAAUUAGUUUUAAACACUUUGGGAAUAAUUUUUGUGUAAACGCUCUUAUAUGGUCAUAGUAUUUAAAUCUCUCUCUCUCUCUCUCUCUCUCUCUCUCUCACACAGACACACACACACACACACAGUGGCACUUUGAAGAUGUAUGUUGUACACAGACAUAAUGAAAGCAAUGGUUUCUGAAUUAUGCCAGGUAUUACCUGACCCAUCACAGAGCGUCUUUUAUUUAAAGGUUCCCACCUUGUGUGUGAUUGAUUGGACGAACGGUGAGUGAUUUCUUCUGGCCAUGACAUCACCUCAUCAAAAAAGCACUGAGUUCCAUUUCCAUCAACACCAUUGGUCAGUCCGGGGUGUCUGUCAUGUCCUGGUCCAUUUUUGCCCCCUCCCCAACCCCCCGUGGUCAUUUUUAUAGUGAGAUUAUUUAUUGGUUGAGCGUGGAGACGGUGUUGUAUAGUUUAGCGUAACUGAUUUAAAAGCGACUGUAACUUAUUGUUUUUGUACACAGAUCUGUAAAGAGAGAAUGAAGAUGUAAACACUUGUUAAUGAAAAACCUGACUUUUGUGUUGUCCUGAGUGUAACGUUCGACAUAUUUGUUAAAAAAAGAGUUAAAAAGGAAAUAAAAGGCAAAGUAUUUUCCUGCA
Clarias gariepinus (North African catfish) is the source of this 4582-nucleotide messenger RNA. RefSeq names its product zinc finger Y-chromosomal protein 1. Gene Ontology annotation, biological process: regulation of DNA-templated transcription. The record is from RefSeq and is a predicted model, not a curated record. The transcript is spliced from 9 exons. NCBI's taxonomy places the organism in Eukaryota, Metazoa, Chordata, Actinopteri, Siluriformes, Clariidae. Gene Ontology annotation, cellular component: nucleus. The coding region runs from base 408 to 2642 and encodes 744 amino acids. Gene Ontology annotation, molecular function: DNA-binding transcription factor activity, RNA polymerase II-specific; metal ion binding; RNA polymerase II cis-regulatory region sequence-specific DNA binding.